This is a messenger RNA of Paracoccidioides brasiliensis Pb18, 738 nucleotides long. RefSeq lists its product as uncharacterized. Bases 1 to 738 code for a protein of 245 amino acids. Gene Ontology annotation, molecular function: nuclear import signal receptor activity. The transcript has 2 exons. Gene Ontology annotation, biological process: protein import into nucleus. Gene Ontology annotation, cellular component: cytosol; nucleus. The record is from RefSeq and is a predicted model, not a curated record.
AUGUUCUCCGUCAUCCUUCCCAGCCGGCCCUGCCUCACCAACGUAGUUCCCAUACAGUCCGACCCCACCACCCCCGCGACGAACUUCGCCUUCACGUUCUCCGCAGCGCCCAACUGUCUACAUCCAAUUCCCACCCGACCUCCUCCUCAACCGGAACAGCGGCCUCGAAAACCAAAACCUAGCCGCAACCGCAACCGCAACCCAACCGCAACCCCAACCUCAGCAUCCCCCAACUUCAAAUUCCUCGGCGCAAUCGCCAACGAGAAACCCUCCGCAAUCUUCAAGGUCAACUUCCCCGGCCCCCGACGGCGUACAGAGGCAGAGGAGGAAGAUGACAUGCUGGAUGAAGGCGCCACCCGCCCCCUCGUGGAUACAGAUAUAAACCCCAACGCAACAAUCACGCUAGGAGUCUCCAUCGAGCCCGCGCAGAACGUUGCGGCGAUGAUGGCUAAUCUCCAGAACCAGCUGCAGCCCUCAUUACCGUCCACGACGGAUCUGGUCAGAUUGUCUGGCCAGCAGGCUGCGGCGGCAAAGUUGACGCCGCCGGUCAGUACUAGGAUUCUUGCGCAGCGGAUAAUUGGCAAUGCGUUCAAUUAUUUGGCAAGCUUUGCGGCGUCGGAUCCUAGAGCUGGGGGGGAGGAGGUGGUGCCGUUGAGAGCGUUUAGGGAUUGGUGGACGAAGUUUGAGAGGAGGAUUGACUCUGAUCCGAGCUUUUUGGAGAAGGGGGAUGGCGUGUAA